Halichondria panicea is the source of this 2457-nucleotide messenger RNA. RefSeq lists its product as uncharacterized. The transcript has 9 exons. The record is from RefSeq and is a predicted model, not a curated record. The coding region runs from base 188 to 2293 and encodes 701 amino acids. NCBI's taxonomy places the organism in Eukaryota, Metazoa, Porifera, Demospongiae, Suberitida, Halichondriidae.
CACAGGUGGUAGUGAUGACAAUCGACGAAGCCAUAAACUGACAGCCCAACUUCCUGGGCCAUUCUCAACAUGCAACUAGACACUUUGUAGUUAGGCUAUAGCAUUAUUCAGUCUCAACAGAUACUACGCAUACAAGAGGAAAACAAGGCAGCCUGACUUUAGAGAAUAAAUCAAUUCAGAAUUAAAAAUGGGAGGAUCGCUUGGCACACGAAGAAUAUCAACCACACACGAGGCUAAAGAGGAAGCCACUACCGAGAAAGUGACUAAAGAAGAGGCUGUUACUGAGGAGGCCGCUACUGAGGUGGCUGUUACUGAGGAGGCCGCUACUGAAGUUGCUGUUACUGAGGAGGCCACACGGGUACAUCAUACAAUAAAGGGCAUGGAGCUCAUGCUUCAACAAUUAGAGGUGGUUGAGAGAGCGGAGAGUGACAAACCAUACUUCAAACUAUGGGUGAAUUCGAAGGCAUUCCAGGCUGAUCAGUUGGCAUAUAUCGACACCAGUGAGCAACGAAUGCUGUACAAUCCUAUCACCAAUGAUGGCAGCUACAAGUCCAACUUGUCCAUUGUUAUGGUAAUGAAGAGGGAGCAGUCGGGCGUCUACACCCUCUCCAGUGUUGUACUGCCCAACAACAACCUCAUGCCCACCGGGACGAUUACUAGAACAAUUGAUUCCACUAUCUACGAUGCAAACUUCCAAAUGGGUGCUAGUACCAAAUUUACUUUCAUUCAUCAUCCAAACGACUCCAAAAAUUUUGCAAUCUACACUGAAAUUGACGACGACCCUAAACAAAGAGUGUAUCUCCUACCGGAAGUUGACAAGGAGCAAAUAGGUCAGAGACGAUACGUAAUUCGAGCUGUGCAGACAAAGGAUCAAGACCCGAAAGAAAAGUACCUAUUCAGUACUAGCAUUAGUAAGUUUCCCGGAAUCAAAGAUGAACAUGAUGUAGUGGGCGUUACUGAGGAGGCCGCUACUGAGGUGGCUGUUACUGAAGAGGCCGCUACUGAGGAGGCUGUUACUGAGGAGGUCACUACUGAGGUGGCUGCUACUGAGGAGGCCGCUACUGAGGUGGCUGUUACUGAGGAGACUGUUACUGAGGAGGCCGCUACUGAGGAGGCUGUUACUGAGGAGACUGUUACUGAGGUGGCUGUUACUGAGGAGACUGUUACUGAGGAGACUGUUACUGAGGAGGCCGCUACUGAGGAGGCUGUUACUGAGGAGGCCACUACUGAGGUGGCUGUUACUGAGGAGGCCGCUACUGAAGUUGCUGUUACUGAGGAGGCCACCACCGAGGAGGCCACUACUGAGGAGACUGUUACUGAGGAGGCCGCUACUGAGGUGGCUGUUACUGAGGAGGCCGCUACUGAGGUGGCUGUUACUGAGGAGGCCACUACUGAGGAGGCCACUACUGAGGAGACUGUUACUGAGGAGACUGUUACUGAGGAGACUGUUACUGAGGAGGCCACUACUGAGGAGGCCACUACUGAGGAGACUGUUACUGAGGAGGCCGCUACUGAGGUGGCUGUUACUGAGGAGGCCGCUACUGAGGUGGCUGUUACUGAGGAGGCCGCUACUGAGGUGGCUGUUACUGAGGAGGCCGCUACUGAGGUGGCUGUUACUGAGGAGGCAGCUACUGAGGAGACUGUUACUGAGGAGGCUACUACAGAUGACACUGAGGAGGCCAUAAAAGCAGCACCCACAAAAGUUAUCAUUUAUGUCGGCGGAUCGACAGGUUAUAUCACACUUAUGGAAUCAAAAGCUUUAACAGAGAGAGAGCUAGCUACUAUGCCUGACAACACGUUGUAUAUUGCGAAGUUUUCAAAUGUGAAGAAUCAGGCGGCAUAUCUCAACACUUCCAAGCGCACGUUGAGUUACAGAUUCCCUGAAAAUUCAGAUUAUUCAGUUUUUAUGAUGAUCAAUAAUGAUGGCAACGAAACUAACAACAAAUACUACUGGACAACCUUCGUCCAGCAAUCCCAAUACCUGUCUGUUACAAAACUCCGGCAGAGCAAUGAUAAAAAUCACCUCUCAUUCAUUCCAGGAAAAAAACCUAUUUGGGAAGUGAACGGUCAGAAAGGCAAACCUACUGCUCUGGCUUUCAAGCAAUUCUUUGAUGGUAAAACUUACUAUCUAAGCACAUUUGAGGACGACGAAAUGAAGGACGUAGUGGGCGUUACUGAAGGACCACUUUCUAAAGCUACAUACCCUAUCAGGAUUCACCAAGUGCUAAAUUACACCUCCGAUGAUCUACCAUUUGAGACUGUGGUGCCUCCAGAGUGUGGAAGUACGGACUGACAUGGCGGUAGCAUUAAAAUCAUUGAGUAGAGAAAGAAGUAAACAGUAUAAAUUAUACGAUAUUUGAAUUAGUGACUUAGUGACUUAGUUAUUUCAGAUUUUAUGCUUCUAGUUGCACGGUACAUGAUUUAUUUCUACAUACAAUGCAAUGAUUUAUGACAAAG